AUGGCACAAAUAUCGCACCAUGCGUCGCAAUUGCGCCAGCGCGAUCAACAGCAGCAGGCGUUGUAUCAGCAGUACUUAAACCGCUCGCCAUCGACUCCGCCUGAAGCACAGCCGUCGGUAUCUUCCAUCUUACAGAAUACCACAUCAUUUGGCUCAUCUAUAAGCUCUGCAUCCGGCUUAAGUGUGGGCGGUUCGCGGCCGCGGCCUGGCUCGCUCAUAUUGUCGCCCUCGGGGAUCGACGGUCAGAACGUCAUCAUGCCCGAUCUAAAUGUCGUCCGGAUCUUUGCUGGAGACCAUCUGCAGACCGAAGCGACGUUCAAGACGGUAUUGCUCAAUUCAUCCACUACAGCGUCUGACCUGGUCCGGCAGGCCAUCCAGCGCUUCAGGCUGCCAGCGGGAGAGGAUGAAAAGGAGUAUUAUUUGACCAUCAAGCAGGUCGAAGGCUCGUCCGCAGCGCUGCUCCCUCACGAGAAGCCGCUUGGCUUGUUCGAAUCGCUCGUUGAGGCAGCGAUGGACUUACCGAAAGUGAAGCGCAGCAGUGUCGGAAGUAUCAGCUCCGUGGCAAGCAAUCUGUCUAUGCACCCUGCUAUCAAGAAGCUGCCUAUGAAUGACUUCACGGACGACUCGGCUGUAAAGAUUUAUUUGAACAGGCGAGGUGAUGAAGAGGACGACACGUUCUUGGACUAUGAUGGAGAUGAUACUCUGCAGGCAGAGAGUUUCCAAGGGCAGGAUGGCGAGCUUUCUCCAACCAAGGCAAAGCCGCAAUACCUGAGCGUACUGACUACCAGUCCGAAUGGUGUGACCGCAGAGCGUUUCAGCUCGCCUUCUGUUAGAUUUGCGCUGCAGUUGGCGAUUUAUCCGAACGACCUUCCCGACGACAUGGUAUUUGACCCACUCACGGAGGCGAUCGUGUUUAAGAACACCUUGCGCGAUCGGUCGCACCACAACGUUGCUCCUUCGCCGGGAAUUUCCCAGGCCAUGCGUAAAAAGAUAUUCGCGUUCCCGAAGAACGUCACCGUCGCCGAGGUCAUUGAACUGGGUUUGGAGAGGUUUGGUAUUCUUGAAGGUGUCGUCGACGGCGGUGAUGAAGUCGAGGAUAAGCUCACGAAACGCAGAAGCUCUUCUAGAGUCCGCUAUGGAUUGGCUGUUGAAGUCGGCGGUAAAGAUAGGGAACUUUCGCCAUCUAGCAAAGUUAUCGAUGCAUUCCCUCGUCCUCCCAACUACCGAGCGGUCGAGCGCGGAAACAAGCGCCGGUCUGUGGAUUCAGCUCAAAUGUUACUCGGCACUUCCGACGAUGUUCAAGCGGAUGAUCCGGUGUUCAUUUUACGCCGCGCCAUCACAUACAAGCAGUCAAAUUCGCGCCAUAGGUUGUCAGCUCCACUCGAUGAGAUCGCUCUACAGCACUUGCACCGCGACUCAAACGCAAGCUCGAGCAUUGGAUCUGAUUCCACGACAGGCCCAGUGGAUGAAGUCAAAUCUCAGGCGUCUUCCCAGGCGUCCAAGCAGGCAAUUAUCGCGGCUCAGCGUGCUGCUAGGAGUGCCACACAGCGCGCCAUACUCUCUGCCCAGACAAAUUCUGCUCGCGGACUAGACGUUCUGUUACCUGGGAAUGCCAUGAUCCGUAGCUCUCGGUACGAUGCUGAUAACAAAAUGCGAUAUUCAUACGUCGAGCCCGACGGAGAGACCUACGAUAUCAGCGACAUUGUCGAGAAAGAGUGGCGAAGUGAGGUUGGGCCUCAGUUUGGUCGUGGUAAUCAGGCGUCGGGGGACGACUUGCUGCAUGGUGUUUUAGCUCGUGGUAAGGACGGCUUGGGAGCAAAAUUGGAGCGUGUUCUUAGCAAGAUCAAGCAUGAGAAAAGUACGGGUCGAACGCCUGUCUUGCAGCCAUCUUCCGGUGUCAGAAUGGCCGAAAUAAUAGAAUCCCGAUCAACAACGCCCACUCAAGCGCUCAGCGAGAGGUCAUCCUCCGCUGCCAAUACUACUAACCAGCGAGUUGCCUCGCCUCUUUCUCGUCUCUCCAGCUACAGAACUGCAAGCCCUGGAGACUCAGACACGCGAUCGGAAUCUCGAAGUGUGACCCCCAGUGCUAAUCAACGUCGAGCACCGCCUCAUGAGAGACAGAAUUCCGCUCUUUCAGAGGUGUCUGUGUACAGGACCGCAACUCCUUCCACGCCGACCAACAUGACGGCUCCUCUUUCACACUCUCCAAGACAAUUUCGGGAGACAGCUCCGCGUGUGAUAUUGCCCAAGAAUGACUUUGGCCUGACACAUAUGAUGGGAAUAAUCGAGUGUAGGGCAGCCCAAAACAAAAUACCCGACGUUCCACCGCAGGAUUCGGUGGACGAAAUGCUGUUUGGGAAGCGGUUCGAUACCAGCACCCUUCAUCCACAUAUCAGAGAUAUUUACUCCACAACGUUCAAGCAUCUCGAGGAAAUGGACGAGACACUGGACCAGUUGUUGCGCCUUGCGAUCUAG
This is a messenger RNA of Fibroporia radiculosa, 2475 nucleotides long. RefSeq lists its product as uncharacterized. NCBI's taxonomy places the organism in Eukaryota, Fungi, Basidiomycota, Agaricomycetes, Polyporales, Fibroporiaceae. The record is from RefSeq and is a predicted model, not a curated record. Gene Ontology annotation, cellular component: cell tip; microtubule cytoskeleton. The coding region runs from base 1 to 2475 and encodes 824 amino acids. Gene Ontology annotation, biological process: signal transduction; establishment or maintenance of actin cytoskeleton polarity. The transcript has 4 exons.